Messenger RNA from Pomacea canaliculata, 1529 nucleotides. RefSeq lists its product as uncharacterized. The coding region runs from base 38 to 775 and encodes 245 amino acids. The record is from RefSeq and is a predicted model, not a curated record. The transcript has 3 exons. NCBI's taxonomy places the organism in Eukaryota, Metazoa, Mollusca, Gastropoda, Architaenioglossa, Ampullariidae.
AAUCGUCUUUUUCCUUCAUGGUGGAGAGCUUCACAAAAUGUUUUGGAAGAUUUUUAUUCUCGUGUGUGUGUCAUCAUUGCGGUUAUCAGAGUCCCUGACCUUCCAUAUCGAAGGAAACAAAACCAGUUUUACAUUUCCGUUGGGAGUUACAUCACAGAUCAAGUUCUAUGUUCGUAACGAAGAUGAUUUUCGUGUUUACGUCCAACACAAGGCCGCGGAGAAGGACAAUUACAAUACGAUGUGUAUUGUGUAUCAAACAGCAAGUAAAGUAUGUAGUACCAAUAACAACAUCUGCCGAUGUCCUGAAGACACUAACAAUGCUUUCAGCUUAAAUAAAAUCUUCCUGCAGAGUGAUGCCGGCCUGUGGAUGUUCAGGCCUUGGCAACAUAACAACAUCUCUAAGACAGUCAAUGUUAGCAUCAGUGAGCAGAAGAGCACAACCUGGACACUACAGUCAAAUAUCCAAACAACAUCUGAGUUAGCAACGACUAAAGCGAACUCGCCGAUGACCUCACAACCUUCGCUGACAACAACCACACGUGUUACCUCUGAGGUAGCCUCUUCCACAUUGACUACUGUGAGUGAGACUACUUUAGUAGGCAUAAAUCAUCCAUCGGAUUUGAAACAAAACCGCAAAAAGACAGAACUUACGUCCAGCGACAUUGCGUCCAUGGCGGCUGUCUUUGUGUUUACUCUGGUGAUCAUCAUCACCCUGGCUCUGGACAUCUUCCUGUGGCUCAACCCUGAGGUGGACUUGCUCCAGCGGUGUCGUUAGACUGAGCUUUGAUGGUUGUACUUUCCUAGUCUUGAAUGAUGAGAUAUUUUAUAAGUGGAGGAGGAAGGCGGAAUGUUUAGUAGAUUUUCUAGAUUUCCCUACAUAUCACCAUAGUUUCUAGCUUUCAAGAUGUUACUAAAAACAAAAAAAAUUUAGUGAACAAAUGAAAAUCAAAAUCAUUUUCUCGUUGCAUGAGUUAAAGUAACAGAGCAUGAAAUAUUAGCAAAAUAUAUAUCUGUCAAUAAGAUAUGUCUGCCUGUCUUUUAAAUGUCAAAUAGUUAAGGCAACCUAAUUAUUUAGAGAAGGUGAGAGCAUGUAGAAGGAUUAGUUUCGACUUUUCAUAGGCAGUGCUCUAGAUACGGUGAACCACAUAUAGCUCUGUUCUCACUUGGUUACUAGGCUUUAACAUUUUACAUUUUAUGCAGAUGGUGGAAAUAGUCUGGAGGGCGCAUGUGACAAAUAUUUCAUAUUUUUGUGUUUUUUUUCUCACUUUUGUUCUCUCUCUCUCUCUCUCUUGUCCAAAAUGUUUGAAAUAUCAGUUGGAUUUAACCAAAUAAGGACAUUUUCUUUAUUUCGUGUUUCUGAAUGUAUAUUCGUGCGUGGGUUAGUGGGUGAGACUGCCUUCUUAACACCCGAAACAGGAAACAAACCUAGACAAUAGAUUAGAGGAAAUAGAAACAAAUAACUUGAUCCGUGUACAGUUCAUUGUUUAUGAUGAGUCAUUAUAAGUUUCAUAGGAAAGCAGGAAAAAAAA